AUAUGGUCAAGCAUUACAUCUGCACAAUUUGCAAUAGAAAAGCAAAUCGUCGAGACAGAAGACCUGUACCGGCAAAUAUUCAGAAAUAUUUAAAGAAAAAUCUGUCAAUUACUUGCACAAUCGAUAGUGUUGUGUGUUCUGGAUGCAGAAUCAAAUUUUAUAGAAAACUUAGAAAACCAAAAGAAUCAGGUCCCGUACCGAUUGAUGAGAGGGGUGAUGCUGGCGAUGCACUCGUUCCGCCGUCCACAAACGAACGAUUCACUAGUCCUCCAUCGGUAAUGCUGAAAAUCUCUUCCAUAAGCAGAAGCCACAGCCGCUGUUUCGUGUGCAAAAGGCCUGGACCAAAGUUGGUGUGCCUUCCAGCAGAAGGGCGCUUUACAGUCUUCCUUGACCACAACAUAUUAGUACCAGCAGACGCAAGGUGUUGUCCAGUCCAUAUUUCUGAUGGGACUCUGACUCAAGACUCUUUUUCAAACAUACAGACGCUGACAAGUACCUCUUUGCUUAAUCGAUCUUCAAUAUGUAAUAUACUUCAAAAAAUGAGAAACGCUUGCCUAAAUCAGAAUACAUCACUUAAUUUUGAUGCAUUAGACGAACGUGAUUAUCCAUCUCUUACUGGGCUUACCAAACCACAGUUUGAUGAUUUUUGCAGUCAUUUGCUUCAACACAUUAAAACAACGCCUAAAAGGUCUCCAAGAACAACCGUUGGACUUUUUCUUGUUAAGCUUUACUCUGGAAUGUCCAAUAAACUCCUGUCUACAAUAUUUGGCUUAAGCAAGUCAAGCGUUCGCCGCGCAAUUGAGACCGUUCGUCUAAUAUCAAUGAGAACAGUUGUUCCGAUAUAUCUUGGCAUUGAAACUGUCCCAAGGUCAACCCUCAUUCAGAACCACACACGCCAACUUGCAAAGACACUUUUCAACGCUGAUGACAACCAACUGAUCCUUGUUCUUGACGGAACAUAUAUUUAUAUCAAUAAGUCAAAUAACUUCAAGUUCCAGAGGCGUUCAUUUAGCAUGCACAAAGGCCGGCCAUUGGUUAAACCUAUGGUUGUUGUUACAACAACGGGUCACUUUGUAACUAUAGUUGGCCCUUACCUUGCAGAUGGCAAAAACAACGAUGCGGCUAUACUGAACCAUAUGCUACGUGCCAAUAUUCAAAACUUCCGGGAGUUUUUACAGGAAGGAGAUAUUCUGGUAGUUGAUCGUGGCUUCCGGGAUUCGCUGACUCUCCUCGCUGACCUUGGAAUCAACGCUGAAAUGCCUGCCUUGAUCAGCAAAGGACAGAAGCAGCUAUCGACGAAGGAAGCUAACUCCAGUCGGCUAGUUACAAAAGUACGAUGGGUUGUUGAAUCGGCCAACGCUCGAAUCAAACGGUUCAAAAUGCUUGCAACAGUACUUCCAUGCAGCCAGGUGCCCUUCAUUGGAGACUUUGUUAGGAUUGUAUGUGCUAUAUGCAAUAAAUAUCUUCCUGCACUGAGUUCACCGUCUCAGACAGAGGCAGAUUCGCAAGUUGCCCAACAAAUGUUGUUGUUGGCUGAACGAGCCAAUACAUUACAAGAGUAUGUACAAGAGUGGUCUCGAACGGAAGUUAAAAAUGACACGUCACUACUGACAGUACGGUUGCAGAGUCGUCACACAAGCAGCAGACGAUAUCUCAUGUGGAUACGGUCCAGUGAUACGGCAGUAGAGGCUUGGUACUGCCAGUGCCGUGCUGGGGCACGAGUUGUUGGAAUGUGCGCGCAUGUUUCGGCCAUCGUCUGGUAUCUUGCUUUUGCUAGGCAUCAAGAAAGCACGCGGUACGGUGUAAGGGACUGGGGUAGUCAUCUAGAAGAUGCCGCUACAUUCCAAAUCGACUCCAGUUCUGACAGUGAUUAA
This is a messenger RNA of Ruditapes philippinarum (Manila clam), 1874 nucleotides long. RefSeq lists its product as uncharacterized. The record is from RefSeq and is a predicted model, not a curated record. NCBI's taxonomy places the organism in Eukaryota, Metazoa, Mollusca, Bivalvia, Venerida, Veneridae. The annotation marks the transcript as partial. The transcript is spliced from 4 exons.